AUGCUCAGUUCGGUGUGUGUAUCCUCUUUCAAAGGGCGCAAGGGUGGGAACAAGUCGUCCAACAAAGCAUGUUACAGUGCAGACAUGACUUGUCCGUCGGAAAGCGAGAAAAUCGUGAUAAACUGCGGGGGGGUGCGGCAUGAGACCUACCGGAGCACCCUAAAAACGUUGCCCGGUACCCGCUUAUCGUGGCUCACCGAGCCGGACGCGUUCAGCAACUUCGACUACGACCCCAAAUUAGACGAGUUCUUCUUCGACCGCCACCCGUCAGUGUUUUCCUUCAUCCUCAACUAUUACCGCACCGGGAAGUUGCACUGUCCCAACGAUGUGUGCGGACCUCUGUUCGAAGAGGAGCUGGCCUUCUGGGGCAUCGAUGAGACGGACGUGGAGGCGUGUUGCUGGAUGAAUUACAGGCAGCACCGGGAUGCGGAGGAGGCGCUGGACAGCUUCGAGACUCCAGAACCGGACGCGCCGGACGACGACCCGGCUCUGGGCGGUGCGGAUGGGGACUUGAAAAGACUGUGCAUGCAGGAGGACGCGAGGAAAGCGGGCUGGUGGAAAACCUGGCAGCCCAGAAUAUGGGCACUGUUUGAAGACCCGUAUUCUUCCAAAUAUGCCCGGUAUGUGGCAUUUGGCUCCCUAUUCUUCAUCCUCAUCUCCAUCUCCACUUUCUGCAUGGAGACGCAUGAGGCCUUCAACACCAUCCUCAACAAGACAGAGAACGUAACGGUGGGCAACAUGACCCAUGAGGAGAUUGUGUACGAGGUGGUGACUGACAGCUGGUUGACAUACGUGGAGGGUGUGUGUGUCAUUUGGUUCACCAUUGAGGUCCUGCUGCGAGUCACCUUCUGCCCAGACAAGCUUGAAUUCUUCAAAAGCUCCCUCAACAUCAUCGACUUUGUCGCCAUCUUGCCCUUCUAUCUGGAGGUGGGCCUAAGUGGUCUGUCCUCCAAAGCUGCCAAGGAUGUCCUGGGAUUCCUCCGUGUUGUCAGAUUUGUCCGUAUCCUCCGAAUCUUCAAGCUGACCCGCCACUUUGUGGGUCUCCGUGUCCUUGGCCACACCCUUCGUGCCAGCACCAAUGAAUUCCUCCUGCUUAUCAUCUUCUUAGCCCUUGGUGUCCUCAUCUUUGCCACUAUGAUCUACUAUGCUGAACGAAUUGGCGCCGACCCAGAUGACCCAACUGCCAGUGCCCACACCAACUUUAAGAACAUUCCCAUUGGGUUUUGGUGGGCCGUUGUGACCAUGACCACGCUGGGCUAUGGAGAUAUGUACCCGGAGACAUGGUCAGGCAUGCUGGUAGGUGCGCUGUGUGCCUUGGCUGGUGUGCUGACCAUUGCUAUGCCUGUACCUGUAAUUGUCAACAACUUCGGCAUGUACUACUCUCUGGCAAUGGCCAAACAAAAGCUGCCCAAAAAGAAGAAUAAACAUAUCCCCCGAGCACCCCAACCAGGGUCCCCCAACUAUUGCAAGCCAGAUGCCCUGGCUAUGGCUACCGCAUCACCACAAAGGAUCUUGGGAAAUGUCCUAGGUGGAGUGAUGGGGUCUGGAGGCAUAGGGGGUGACUGUCCUCUCGCCCAAGAAGAAAUUAUAGAGAUUAACAGAGAUUCCAAGCAGAACGGUGAUGCAGCCUCAGCCGCCCUGGCUAAUGAGGACUGCCCCACCAUUGACCAGGUGCUGAGCCCGGACGAGAGGAGCCCUAUUGGGCGAGGGCCUACUCGGGAACGCUACCAGCAGGACCGCGCCUGCUUCCUGCUCAACACCAGGGAAUUCCGUGCCACAGAUGGGAAUGUGCGGAAAGAGGCAGCAGCGCUGGCACCCAGCCCAGACUCCCCUCUGACUGAGGAUUGGUAUAAGAUGGAAGGGUCUCUGUUACAGCAGGACCUCAAUGCAAACUCCACCUCCUCCUGGAUCAAACCAUAGGCCAGAGUGUUAAGUUUCUAGCAUUCGCCUUCUCUCUAAUGAGGAGACAGUAAGCGGUAAACACAAUUUUGCGGCAGGAGCCACGUAACGACAGGUGUGACACGGAUGAACUGUUUAAAGGAGAUCUUUGGGGUGACAAGAGAGAGACCAGAGGUUAAUCAUGAAUUUAAAAAAUCAUAUGGUCUGCUCCUCACGUUGUUACCAAAGCAGCCUCUUGGAACUCUGACCACAUUUUUUGACAACUGCCUGACUGACCUUUUUUUCCCUUUUUUUCGGCAAACUGACUGAGCAUUGCACUGACACACUUUGGGAGAGAAAAGGACUCCUGAUUACACAUUCCAGAUGACAUAUCUCUGACAACAUUAUACUCGCCAUCUUGUAUGAUGACCAACUCAGUACCAUGUACAGUGCUGAACAACUGAGCAACUUCACACGUUUCCGAAAAAUACCCACUUGUCUUCACAAAGGACUGAAUGAACAAUGUAGCAUCUCUGCUAACAUAUUGUAGCAUUUGUUGGCUGGGAAAUAACUUGACUUAAUCCAUCAACAGUUCAAAGAGAGAGGAAUUUAUGCAUUCAAAGGAUCUUUUAGAUGUCAUUUUCCUCUUGGGUUCCUUUCUAGUGAAGAAAAACAAAAAUAGAGUACAUGAGAGACAAAGGAUUCGUCUAACUCGUUAAGCAUGAAGGGACUACAAACUUUCAUUUUGCUGUACAACCUUGUGUUGUAUAAUGAUAAAUACAUGACCUUGAUCCUUGAAAACUCUUGACAUUCCAAAAAAAGCUGCACUAAAUACAAAUAGUGCGUAUGAAAUCGAUCACAAAUGCACAUUAUUUAACAUCCAUACUAUAGUCCCUCAUUGAAGUUUAGCACUUGUAUAGCGUGUUUGCCACUGAACCUAUGUCUUCCAUUCACUUCUAUCAGACUGAAACACUGCCCUCUUCACUCAAGUACUGAGAUUAUACAAAAACAACUAUGAAGUUGAACAAAUGAAGCACAUGUAGCAUCAGCUGGUCAUGUAUAGCAUUUACAGCACAUUUAGACUCACAUGAAACAUUCACCACAAGAAAAUGGUGGAAAAAGACUUUAUCUCUUUAUCUCUCAUGUACUGCCAUGGGCUUGCCCGAAAAUCCAUGUGGGAUACCAAAGGUCCUGUAGCAUGCACUUGCUGAAUGACCUUCUGUAAUGUACAGUAGAUUAGGAGAAAUAUUUCAUUUUGGAGGUUGGUUCUCACCCUUAUACUGCCCAUUGCAGAGUCAUUCCUCUGAGGGAGCUUAAACUGCCACUAGCAUCCCAUCCCUAUAUUCAUUUUUAAAUAUUACCAUGCCUGACUGACACAGUGAUCAGUCAUGAGGAGAAAAAAGACAAAACAAAAGUCCUACAGACAAUUGUCAGUCUUUCUUCAAUAUCAAGGGAUAUUGGCCUGCCUAAAUUUCAACGAAAAUGACAUUUCUACCACAAGGAGACUUUACGUCACAUUAAAAUGUCCAUUAGCUUGAAAUAUCUGUGUUAUCAUUUCACCAAUCAGAUAAAUGGUCCAACAAACACAAAGGCCGACACUGCCAAUUAGGCACAAGAAUCCCCAGACGCAUACUGCCCCAUCUCUCUCUUGUCCCUCUUGCUGCCAACGGCUGCUUCACAAGCAAGUCAAUGUCAAGAUAAGGAUGGCCCAUCAGGGGAUCCCUUAGGCAAAUUUAAAAAAGUGGGAAGAAAUGGACUAAGAGUAGAGCAAGUGUGGAAGUGUACAAAGAGAACAAAUCUAUAUUUUGAUAAACAAAUCAACUAUCCAUGGCUUCGGAGGAAGUUUCUGAGCAGAAAAGGUCCAGAAUGCAAGAAAGAAAAAAAAAAAAACCAGAUGCAAAUGUUAAUAGAAAAUUUGGCAUCAUGAAAUGGAGUCAAAGUCCUGGAAAAAGAUGGGAAGUCAAUAUUUUGUCAUGGGCAAAGUUGUUUUCCCCACAAGCACUGGGAACAUGUUUUUGAAAGACAAUGAGCGAUGACAGACUCUUGCCUAUAAAGACAUGGGGAUGACAAAGGAUGGACGCUGAGAUAAACAAAUGAAAAAAAAAAGAUAAUGCAUUUUGUAACUUUGUUUACCAGCAUGACUACUUUGCAUGACUGUCUUUUCUGCAAGCCCUUAGUUGAAGACAAGGGUGCUAGAGAUACAAAAAAGUAUAUAUAAAAUGAAUUUAAAAAAAUGUUAUAUGCAAUUAAUGUUUUAAAAAAGAUUAUAAUGAAAGAGAAGAGCUAUAUUUUGUUUUGAAAAGUAAAAAAAAUGUGAAUAUUGAAACAUGUAUGUUUGCAAAGUACACCCUGAACUAUGUUUUGUUUGAUGAAAUCUCUCUGCUACUACUGCCCUACAUUACUCAUUCCAGUGUUUACAACCACUGCCAUAUUUUUCCUUUGUUAUGCAUUGAACAGUAUAUUUUCUAAUCAUCCAGUCAACAGCAAUCAUUCAAGACUUUGCCAAACUAUAGAGUUUGCGCAAAGGAUGUUUGUUGUUAAUUACAGAGUCCACGUUUUCCUCCUUGAAUCAUUUGCACAACUACCGUAGCAGUAGCAACAACAGCAGCAGCAGUUAUAAAACAACAGCUCUCCAUACCACAUCUUUGACUGCUUGAUUAGUACUCAUAGUUUGCUUUUUUCCUUUGGCAAUAAUACAAGAGUUGUCACAUGAUUGUAGCAGGGCAAACGGAGAGCCUCAAGAGUAUCUUCAAACCCUCAGUGUUAAAGAGAUUCAUAUAAGGCCUUAGAUUGGCCCAUGGCAGGAUUUUGGCAGUUCUGUUCCACUAGUCCUAAAUAGAAAAUGUGAGUACAAGUGCAGGUUAUCCAAUAAAGACCAAUAACAGACUACGAAACUAUAUUGGCGAACAAUCAAGAGAGAUUUCAGGUUUGCAUGGAACCAACUGCCAUUCCAAAGUUUGCGUGUGGUUUAAAGGACUCAGGUGUGUUGGUGGUGUGUGUGGAUGUAGGUGUUUUGCUAUUUUCUUUCUAACAUAAUAAAUUCUAGUAUAUAGACAACGAUAAUGUGAACACCUCACAGUGAUGUGUAAAAAAACGCAUGCAUUAUGACUUGAUAAUAUCUCGAGGGGGAACGGAGUCUUGACAUAUCCCCUUAGCCUACUGUCAUUGUUUGUCAUGAACCCAGUCCUGAUAACUAUGAACACUGUGCCGUGUCGUAGAGCAGAAAAGUCUUCCUCCGAGAGGCAACUGAAAACUACUCACACUCACAGUGUCAGCAUGAGUGUGUAUAGGUAGCUCGUCUUUGUUUUUUUAAAUGGUCAGGUCUUUGCAUCCGUCAUUACUCGUGCAGUUACUGUCAUUCCUGCUGGCUAGUUGGCAGCUCAUUACAGCACACAACACAGUCAUGUGAGCACCAAUCAAAGAGACCCAGAGCUUCCAAAAUGAUGUCAGUGAAGUACUUUUAAGUGUUGCGAGAAAGAAAGGAUGAGAGAUACCAGUGUCCAUCAGGGGAGAUUGAUGUAAAAAAAUAAAAUAAAAUAAAAAACAUGUCUUGCUAAAAAAAAAAAGGAUUGUUGAGUGCUCUCCAAGCACCUCAACCUUGGUUUGAUAUUCUAAGUGAGUUUCACGCCCUGCUGGUCCAGGGUUCAGCUCAGGCAGCUGAAUGGUCCUCUUUCCAUAGUACACUGCAGUUGGAUGCUUACCAGAACAUGAGACUCAGUGGUGUGAUGUAGACUACAUAGACUAUUCAAGAACUUCUAUUUGCGAAAAUGGUCUGUGAGAUUUGUUUUGGUCCCUUAUCUUUUUAAAACUCCUGACUUCAGUUCCCGUUUUGGAAGGCAUUAAGCAACUUUGAUGGUCACAAAGACGUUUAUGAAUAAUUCAGAGGGAAACUUCGAGCAAUGGUGUGCACACUUGCAAGCACUUUGUGCUUCACCCAGCUGUUUCAGUUUUUUUUUUUUUUAACGUUGCCAAGUGUUGUCUUUUUCUUUCCUUGUUUUCCACUGUUAAGUUUGCCAUUUCUUCAUUUUCUACAUUGUGACUGCUCUGCCAAUACCAGGCUGAAAAUAUGAUGUCUUUCUUUUUCAAUUGCGUAAUACUGCCAUUUGAUUUAGUCAUGUUGAACAGAAUGAGUUACAAUGUUGGGAGUGCUAAGUCUGUUUUAUUUUCUCAAGUUAGCAAUCCAUUAUAAAAUGUUGGAGAUUUCCUGUGUAACACUCACAUAACCAAAAGAACAAAAACGCUUUACUUGGUAAGUAGAUGCCACUGUUAAAUGGCUACUAUGUAUUGUGACAAUAUUAUGACAUGUCCUCUCCAGGUGUUUGGAAGGUGUUAUGUGGUCUUUGGAUGACACAUCCUCUAUGAUAUCCUAUUCAUUUACUUUAGGUGUCUAUUUCUGUUGCAUAUGUUUUUUGUUUUUUUUAAUUGAGGACACUGUAUGCAAUCUGCACCACGAAUGCCACUGAUCGACACUUACUGUAUGCUCCCUGAGACACAGAUGUUCCGUCAUCAGUUAAGAUGAUUGCAACCACAUGUGUAGAGGCUUUAUGGUUUUCCAUAGAGUGACUUAGCAAUCACACUAAUCUAAAAAUAUUUUAUUUUACAAAGUGAUAAGACCAGAGUUGUUUUAGAGGAAAUGUUAUCAUACAUCAUAGAUUUUUCUAAUAUAUUUAAUAUCUUAUUUUAAUCAGAAAUAAUAUGACUAACACCACUAAAUCAUACCGAUAUACAUACAUCUAAUAUUACACUACAGACUAUCAUCAUGUAUUCACGUAAGCAUUCCAAAGAUAAAAGAUGUAUGUUCAUUUUACAUGCCAUCAAAUUAUAUAAAGCAGACUUAGGUACUAGUCCAUUGUACUACAGUCUUAGUAGGAGAGUGAAUGGGGAGAGGAGGUGGUCACUGGAGUAUCUGGUUGUGACUUAUGCCGGAUUUUAUUUUUGAAAUGUUGGAACACAAAGAACAACUCAUCAAGAACUGUACAAAGUAUAUUUCAAUGGAAUGUUCAUGAUCUAUCUUUUUAUAUUUUGAAGAAAAAAUAGAAACAUAUCAAUAAAGUGUCAUAAUUGAACAUAUUUCUACUAUUGAGACUUAAAAUGUAUGAAUGUCAAUGCGAUCUAAUGUGAACCAAUCUCCAUAGCAGCUUGAAUGAAUAACUGAUUAACAGUCAUGAGAUGCUUUUUCAGAGACAUUAAAAUUGCUUAAAAAUCAUUGAAAUGAACUUAAAAUAAAUGAAAAAAAAUGACA
This is a messenger RNA of Micropterus dolomieu (smallmouth bass), 7120 nucleotides long. RefSeq names its product potassium voltage-gated channel subfamily C member 1-like. Gene Ontology annotation, cellular component: neuronal cell body membrane; dendrite membrane; axon. Gene Ontology annotation, biological process: potassium ion transmembrane transport; protein homooligomerization. The coding region runs from base 1 to 1920 and encodes 639 amino acids. The record is from RefSeq and is a predicted model, not a curated record. Gene Ontology annotation, molecular function: protein binding; delayed rectifier potassium channel activity. The transcript has 5 exons. NCBI's taxonomy places the organism in Eukaryota, Metazoa, Chordata, Actinopteri, Centrarchiformes, Centrarchidae.